Plenodomus lingam JN3 is the source of this 771-nucleotide messenger RNA. NCBI's taxonomy places the organism in Eukaryota, Fungi, Ascomycota, Dothideomycetes, Pleosporales, Leptosphaeriaceae. The record is from RefSeq and is a predicted model, not a curated record.
AUGACAGAAUGUGAUGGAAGACAGCAAAAUGAGCACUACGCAACCUUGGCGAUAACGCUUCCUCUAGAGACGAUUGUAGUUCGUGUGGUACGAACUCAGCCCGAGAGCCGUGGUCCCUGUUCUGGAGCCUGGGAAACGAGAGUCUGGAACACAUAUCAGGUGCCUUCCGACGAUAUACCCACUGAUGACGGUGUCAUGCGAGAUGGGGAGACGAUUUCUGCAUGUCACUGGUCUGAUUGGCACUCGAUUCAGAUUACACGACAAGAGGCUCGCAUUUUACUCCGGCCAUCCUUGCGACAGCAUGCAAACUCAAUCACCUUUGACAGUCCCUUAUUGUUGGCUGCCUCAGCUUCCGGGGUGCCAUUUGUGGCAGUCACUUAUCGCGAGGCUGGCGAUAUUUAUCUGGAGAUACUGCCAAUCUCGAUCAGUGUCAGCCUUGGGAGAGCUAGAGCGACUCGGAUCCAAUUGGCCCAUGAUCCAACGUGCUUAGAGAUUAUACAACUUGAUGGCAAAGCAUACGUCUUCGUUAGCAUUCGCGAGUCGGAGAUUACGCUAUUCCGAGUCGAAGAUGAGCGAGCUCCCGCCUGUAUGCUAUCAGUGGCUCUAAAUCAGUUUUGUGAAAGUGCCUUGGUUCUGCUAUCGAACGGACAGCCAAUGCUCGUCUGUGCAACACGUGAUGGAUAUCUGCUCAACACAAUACUCACCAUCGACACUGAAGGUAAAUUUAGCUCUACAGUAGGCAAAUACUUAGCUAACUGGCAUCAGCGAUAA